Messenger RNA from Lolium perenne, 1360 nucleotides. RefSeq lists its product as uncharacterized. NCBI's taxonomy places the organism in Eukaryota, Viridiplantae, Streptophyta, Magnoliopsida, Poales, Poaceae. The record is from RefSeq and is a predicted model, not a curated record.
CGCUGCGUCGGACACGUCUCCCCCCUCCACGCCUCCGUGUCCAUCCGCUCCCUCCCCCCAGCUAGCUGCCUAUAUACACCCACACCCCGCGCCCCUCCUCUCCUUCGGUCGUCUUUGCUCUCCAUCUUUCAAUCCAUCGGCCGGGACGAGCGUUUGUGGCUGAGGCCACGGGCGUCUGAGCCGAGACGCCGACCGGGGCCUGCAGGCGCCAUUGCUGAGAUAGCAGCAGCACCCUUCACGGCCGGGCAAGAUGUCCGUUCUGGCAGCGGCGGCCGUGGAUCCUGCCCCGGUGGCGCCGCCCCCCGUGGUGCCGUACGGGAUAUACGGUGGCGGCGGGGCGAGGAAGAGGAAGGACGUUGUGCACAUACAGGAUGAGGAUCAGGGUGGUGAAGGCGGCAGCCGGCACGGGCUGUUCGUACUGGAGACGGUGGAGGAGGACGACAGGGAGGCGGAGGCGGAAAGGGAGCAGUCCUCCAUUGGCGUGGUCACCGAUGAGGAGGAGGAAGGGGAUGAGGCGGACAGCAAGGACAACGAGGCGAUGAAGAACGGCGGGCUCGCGAGCCUGGACGCCCUCGACGACGCCCUCCCCGUCAAGAGGGGGCUGUCGAGCUUCUUCUCCGGCAAGUCCCGGUCGUUCGCGAACCUGCAGGAGGUCGCCGGCAGCACCAGCAGCAGCAAGGACGUGCUCGCCAAGCCGGAGAACCCCUUCAACAAGCGGCGCCGGAUCCUCCGCUGCUGCUCCAUCCGCCGGGUGUCCUCCACCUCGCUCACCGCGCUGCCGCCAUUCAUGCCGCCGGAGCCGUCCUUCAACAUCGGGAACGACGGCGGUGACGCCGGCGACUUCAGUGGCUGAUCAAUCGAGUCAGGAACAAUACUUGCACGAUCGAAGAGAUCGUGCGAGACAUAUGCAUGCAAGGAAACUAAUGGAAAUUAGGGAACUAGCAAACAAGAUGGAUGGAUCCUUUGUAAUAGUCUCGGAUCUCAUCUCAUCACCAAUCGCCGUAUACCAACAACCACCUAGUAGAGCUUAAUUAGGUUGUCAUUUGUUCUUUUAGGUGCUAGUAGUUGCAUUGACAUGCAACUAUGCAAGAGAGGAAGCAAGGGAGAGAGCACCAAACAUAGAGUAUUACAGAAGGUUAUGGUGCAUGCUUGUGUGAUCCAUCCUAGCUAGCCUAAAGGAGCUAGUGCCUGUGAUCUCAUUGAAAAAUCCUAAUUAAACAUUUCAAUAUUAGGAUAGAACCCGGAUCAAUGAAGGAAAUCCCUAAUUGAUCAUUAUGGGUUGAGAGUUUUAGGAUGUUACUUGCAUUGCAUGUAUAUAUGUACUACUAGUAGUAAUAAAUAAUUGACAGUACUAGCUAAA